AUGCGUCGCGUUCUGCAGUCUUCACUCUGCCGCUGCACCGGUACGUGCGGGUGGACAGCGGCCGCCGCCAUGACGUCGACGAGCCGCGCUUUCAUGGAUCUGUACAACCCGACACCGGAGCAUGCGGCCUUGCGUGAGACGGUGGCCAAGUUUUCUCGGGAGGUGGUCGACAAGCACGCCAGGGAGGACGACAUCAACAGCCAUUUCAACCGCGAACUCUUCAAACAGCUCGGCGAUCUGGGCGUGAUGGGUGUGACGGUUCCCGAGGCGGACGGCGGUGCCGGCAUGGACGCUGUGGCGGCCGUGAUCGUCCACCACGAACUCUCCAAGUACGACCCCGGGUUCUGCCUUGCCUACCUCGCCCACGCCAUGCUCUUUGUGAACAACUUCUACUACAGCGCGUCACCGGCGCAGCGGGCUCGGUGGCUGCCCAAGGUGCUCACGGGCGAGCAUGUUGGCGCCAUGGGCAUGUCAGAGCCGGGCGCUGGCACCGAUGUCUUGGGGAUGCAGACCACCGCCAAGAAGGACAGCUUUGGGAACUACGUGUUAAACGGCAGCAAGAUUUGGAUCACGAACGGCACUGUGGCCGACGUGUAUCUCAUCUACGCCAAGGUGAACGGCAAGAUCACGGCUUUCGUGGUGGAGCGCGGCAUGAAGGGCUUCACGCAGGGCCCGAAGAUUGACAAAUGCGGCAUGCGCGCCUCGCACAUGUGUCAGCUCUUCUUUGAGGACGUCGUUGUUCCGGCGGAGAAUUUGCUCGGUGGGGAUGGAAAGGGUAUGGUGGGCAUGAUGCGCAAUCUAGAGCUGGAGCGCGUCACCUUGGCUGGUAUGGCGGUCGGCAUCGCGGAGCGCUCUGUCGAGCUCAUGACGUCGUAUGCUUCGCAGCGGAAAGCGUUUGGUCAUCCCAUCUCUAAUUUCGGUCAGAUCCAGCGCUACAUCGCGGAGGGCUACGCGGACACCGAGGCAGCGAAGGCACUUGUGUACUCGGUCAGUCACAAUGUCCACCCAGACAACCAGAACCGUCUGGGCAGCGACGCUGCCAAGCUGUUUGCCACGCCGAUUGCCAAGAAGGUGGCGGACUCGGCGAUCCAGGUGAUGGGUGGCAUGGGGUACACGCAAGAUAUGCCGGUCGAGAGACUGUGGCGCGACGCGAAACUGCUGGAGAUCGGUGGCGGUACCAUUGAGGCGCACCACAAGAACAUCGCCAAGGAUCUUCUCAAAGGACUGAAGUAG
Leishmania braziliensis MHOM/BR/75/M2904 is the source of this 1233-nucleotide messenger RNA. Its product is annotated as putative isovaleryl-coA dehydrogenase. The transcript has a single exon. NCBI's taxonomy places the organism in Eukaryota, Euglenozoa, Kinetoplastea, Trypanosomatida, Trypanosomatidae. The record is from RefSeq and is a predicted model, not a curated record. Bases 1 to 1233 code for a protein of 410 amino acids. Gene Ontology annotation, biological process: L-leucine catabolic process. Gene Ontology annotation, molecular function: 3-methylbutanoyl-CoA dehydrogenase activity; flavin adenine dinucleotide binding.